AUGUUUGGCCGUUCGAGAUCCCGCAGAGCGCUAAGAAAGUCGCAAGGGAACGCCAGCUCGCCCGAGAUUGGCUCUUCCAGCAGCAUCAGGGAAGACCCUGAGUCGGCGGCUUCCGUUUGCACAAGCAUCACGUCGAACCUGAAGCAGCUGGACCUGGCAGCCAAGGAGACCGUGCGGGCCGCGCCACCUUCAGCAUACCGGGGAGCUCCGGUGGGCCAGCGCCAAGAAAUGGACGAAUUGUUUGCGAUGGAAGACGAGCUGCUGACAAUAGUCAGGGCGUUCCAGAAUACCAGUUUGGUGCGCAAAAAAAUGCUGGAGAGCCUGAUCACCAACAAUUUCGGCGUUUUCCGGUGCAGCACGGCACACACGACCAGCAUCGAGAUGCUCGAGCGGAUCCAGAACACCGUGAACUCGCUGAUCUCGUUUGCGAUGCUGCUGAACCAGUCGGACCAGCCGCAGGACGAGUUCGACGACAUGAACCCGUAUUACGCCGGCGUGCACACCCCGCCGCGCGCGCGUGCCAGCAUGCGCGUCCCGCGACACCUCUACGAGGCGUACUACCCGAUGACUCCUUACAGAUAA
Messenger RNA from Ogataea parapolymorpha DL-1, 582 nucleotides. RefSeq lists its product as uncharacterized. Bases 1 to 582 code for a protein of 193 amino acids. Lineage: Eukaryota; Fungi; Ascomycota; Pichiomycetes; Pichiales; Pichiaceae. The record is from RefSeq and is a predicted model, not a curated record. The transcript has a single exon.